This is a messenger RNA of Cladocopium goreaui, 456 nucleotides long. NCBI's taxonomy places the organism in Eukaryota, Dinophyceae, Suessiales, Symbiodiniaceae. The record is from the annotation of a GenBank genome assembly.
AUGAGUCUGGCUAUGAGUGCCGAAGCGGAUGCUGAUGGCAUUGCACCACUGCCCAGGCAACGACUCACGCCCUUGCUGGAAAAGCGCUGGACGGCCGUGGAACAGACUCGCCUGGAUCCAAAGAGCGAGCUGGAGCGGCUCGAGGGGAUCGAUCCGGAUGUGGAUGAGGCCAAUGCUAUGCUGGUGGAGUCCUUUCUCAAUGUGAAACGCUCUCUGGGAGCAGAGAUUGAGGAGGCAACUUCGCAGCGGUCCAAGGAAGAUCCAUCAGCGUCCAGCUACUUCGUCUCGAAGCCGGGCGUCACAACACCCAUCCCGUCAGGUGGUGGCUUAAAGAAAGCCGGCUAUCAGGUCUUGAGCGGCCUGCCCGGAGCCCCUCUGAGUGCCAGCGCCGAGAAUGCGUCGGCGUUGGGAAGUGCCUACUCUUGCGCCACGGAUCUCAGUAGCGCCGUACGGUGA